ACCAAGAUCCAAAGGGGCGAUCAAGCCCAUCGCAACAGAACUGGAUUUUUCUUUCCCAAGUGCGAUGCCAUAGUAUACACGCGAAAGAGCAACUAAACGGUGGAUCACUCGCUGAAGCACCCAUGCGCUCGUUCCUGGAUGCGCUUCCCAAAUCCAUAAAAUAUACUUCUGCGGAGUGCUCCACAGAAAAUCAAGCUCAAAACGAAUCCUGAAAUAGAGUGUGGAAUUGGCGUCGCCUCCCUGUCUAUCGCCCAUCAACUAGUCUGCAUCACAGUUUCAGCAUCACUCAAGGAUCGAAUCAGCGGCACUCGAGUGGCAACCUUUGGGAAACAGCUAUGCAGGCGUUCUCAGCUCAACUCGACCUGGUCCUCAAUGAGGCCGACACAAAGGCGCCAUCACCCACAUCCACAGAAGACUUGGACAACUUCUUCUGUAUCUUCCGGGCACCCGCAUCCAAAAAGAGGAGAUUGAAUCCAUCACUGUCAUGGUCGAAAUAUCUCGCGGAUCCCGACAACUCCAAAUGUCUUUCCGCGUUGGCUGCCGAGUUCCUGAAGGUCUGCAAGGCGAUUGAUAACGUGAACGAGCCAUUGAGCUAUCUCUUUCAGGCAUAUCACAGCUCUUUGCAGUCGCCCGCCAAAUCAGCGUUACUUCUUGCGCUACUGUACAACAUCUUUCACCCAAACUCGACGUUGCCACUGUACGAUCGGAUCAAAUCGUCCAUCCCAUUUAGUCGCUCGUUCAUACAACUUACGCAGUACCUGGAUGUCUCAAAUCAGUUCCUAUGGAUCGGGACUAUGUCGCUUAUUUUGCGGUGUCUACAGCAACCCGAUAGCGAGACAAUUCCCACAGAAACCGCCGUAGUGAUCAUUACCUCGCUCCUGAAGAAAAUCAACCUUCUACCGUUGAACUGCGAUAAGGAACAACAGGAAUGUGCAUCCAAAGGACUUAUGGUUGUUCAGGUAUUCCUUGAGGCUCCAGGGCCUACAAAGACCGUCCAUGCCACGUAUUACGAUCUGCUUCGAGAGAUACCACAAGUAUUUCCACCUGGAGUGGUCAUUCAUUGGACAUUGGAGGGAUUCAUGAAUUAUCUCCAAAGACGGCGGCAAAACCUGGCGCAUCUCGUCAUGCCUCCAGACGCUUCUUGGCCAUUGAUUUCACAAGUCAGCCGACAGCAUGAAUUCACCAACCUCUCUCAAAGGCCGACACACCUUUUAUUUGCAGCAGACUACGCUGAUGGGAUGAGAGAUGGACAUAUGACGACCUAUGUCAGUUUGUUUGGCGAUUUGCUCUACCAGAGAGCUCCUUCGGACGAAAUUUUUUUCAUGAUCCGCCAACUUCCACACAAUCCUACAGGCAUAUCUGCUUUGCGGGAAUCGUUAGUUAUCAAAACAAGGGACGUUGUUCGUUGCGUCCAGCGUCACAGCCGCUUCCAUGAGCCGCGCCAGGUGGACAUGACCAUCCCCGUGUCAGCUAACCCUGAUAUGGUGAUUCCUGACAAUCUGGACUUCAUGGAAUUACUGAUCGAGCUAUCGGACCAGCUGUAUGCGUUUGUCGGCUCUGAGCUAUCGCAGAUAUCCAAUAUUUAUCCGACUGGAUUCGCCGUUCUUUACGAGGACUUGAUCGCGGAUUACUUCGCAUUGGUCACCGGAACCGACAAGACCCCACCAGAACUCGAAAAGGACAACACCCUGAUCUUUCUCUUACUACAGCUGAUCCAUAUCGAGAAGGUCGGAGGCAAGGACAAGUUGCUGCCACAGGAUUAUGCCGGUGACGAGCAUCUCUUCAGGCUGCUGAUCGGGUUGUAUAAUGAGGACCAAGUCAACUCCAAGGAUGGAUUUUACCUUCGCGACCUUGCCCUUCAAUGCGCCAUCAGCCAUCAACAGAGCUAUAUCCGGGACCGGUCCAUGAUGAAGUUUCGCCACCCGAAGCUCGCUGUAAUCUGGCCCUACUAUUCGCAGAUUUGCUACAACGUACAAUCAUACUUCUUGAACAAAUACAAGAAUAAUGUCCAGGACUCGACCUGUCUCUCGAAUCUCCCAACACAAGAGAAUAUCAAGAUUGCAAUGGAAUCACAGCUUAGGCAGCAUAUCGUCGCAGGAACGCUGUUCAUCUAUCUUGUGCCGAACUACCAAGGCAAGGAACCUGAGCUGGACGCUUUCGGUAUGUUUUUAAAAGGCGGAACGCUCAGCUACAAGCUCUUGGACGUUCUCAACAUUGACACGAAACACAGGCUGCUGGGACUCAUUUACAAGAUGAUGCUGGAUGGAGAGCAGGGGCCACGAUUCCACGGCGAUCCUCCACCUCAGGUCAAGUUUGUGUCGCCAUAUGUCAUGGAUGUCGUUUACAAGUUGCUCCUGAGCACUCCAUGUUCAGUGGAACCCGUUAUCAAGGUGUUGUUCGACAAGCUAAGGCGGUACGACAGACUGUCCAAAACGAUGGCCGAAGUACCUGCGGAAAUUACUCGCUGGCAGUUUACUGUCCUCCAGCUACUCAAUUUCCGUCUGAUCCGACCUCUCAAGUUCACGGCUACCUGCGCUCAUUUGCUUCAUUACAUGAAGUUUGCUUUGUCCCUGGCCAAACACCGCGCUCUGUACAACAUUGUUGAGACUUGUAACCACAGCGCCCUCAGCAUACAGACCAGCCAUAAGUUCCUACGAUCGCUUGUCGACAACAAGAGGGAGCGGCCGUAUUGGUUCGAGGAAUCGGAGGCCCUGGCUCGCCGCGCUGUUAUGACUAUUGCCCGCGUUAUCAAGCUCAGGGGUCAGGGCGACGCGCCUCUGGGCAUCAUCACAGAGAUUCUCCAGAUUUUACACAAGCAUCCCAUCAUAUGGACCGAGGAGAUCCUGGCGUUCUUCCCAGAACUGGUUCGAGACUUUUACAGGACACAGGAGCAGUCGGGAGCUCCGAAGGGUAUUCCUGGAGCGGUUACAGAACAGGAGGUGUCAACCUUGCUGGAGGGGACUUCAGUUCACAACGUCCUCUUGGUCCCCAAGGGUACAGAGCCCAACACCUAUUUGCUGAGCCAUUAUUCGGACAUGGCGAACCAUCCAUUCUUCCUUUGUGUCUUCUGGGAAAUCAUUAUUAUCCAUCAACAAAUCUCGGAGACGAUGUUGGAGGAUAUUCGCGCGGUCAUGCUUCAGUUCCCACCCUCGCACAUGUCGACCUAUACCCAGCAAUUGAUCGACUAUGCGCUCUGGAAACUGGAUCCCAAGAAUCCGAAUGCCACAGGGUCGAUCGACUUUGUUGUUCGCGUCUUUGAGGAGCUCGUCUGGAAAUAUCAACUUCUAUCGAUUGAGCACACCUUGAUGGCACUCAUGACGGGCCACCCGGCCCGCUCUGGAGAUCUGGCGCUCAAGAUUCUGAUACAGAUGACCGUCAACUCCGCAGAACUGUCUAACCGCAUCUCGCACUGGACUUCGAUCGGUAUCAGCCCUCGUCCAUGGGAGGAAGAUGCGUAUUACGACAAACUGCAAAGCUAUCUUGCACGCUAUCCAGAAUACUUCGGUUUUGAGGCACACGAGGUCAGGAGCGGCACCAACCCCAUCAAUCCGCCUCUGGAGAUGCCGCUCUUGGUCAGCUACAACAAUGUCCUUUUGCGUUUACUCAAUAUUUUUGACAUGAUCAUCGGUCGGUUUAUUGAGUACCAGAUGACGGACAUCUUGGUCAUCUUCCUGGAAAAGUUCGGUUGCCUAUACCUGUACCACAACACACCCAUUGGUUUCGUGCGCGAUACGCUCCUUUACUAUUACGAGUCGCCCACGUUGAGAGACCCUCGCGUGACUAAGGCCCUGCUCAAGUUACUGGACUUUAAGCAAGUGGAGCUUUCGCCGGUGUUAACGGAUUAUGUUCAGGAGAUAAACCGGUCAGAAGAUCUGUUCGACGAGCAUUACGUACACGAGAUCUGUCGGAAGCUGGCCGUGAGCAUGGACCCCAAGGAGUGUGGAUACAAGGCGGACUCCAGAAUGCCAGAGCGGCAGUAUCGUGAGAUAUCGAACCCGGCCACCCAGGGAUUGUACGUUGCAGUGAUUGAAGCCUUGGCUGCCCCGAUCUCAAAAGAAAAAUUCAUGGUUCACUUGUUGGGUCUAGUUCUGGCAAAACGCACUGUCGCUCCAAUUUCCAUACCAUCCUUAAGUGCCUCUACGUCUGCUACUUCCACCACCUCCGGCGCAGCCUCGAGAAUCGUGCCCGAGGCAAGAGUGAUUCAUGCCGCAGGUCUUCUGCUCUCAGCAUUGCCUACAGAUCACAUGAACCUGUUCUUCAUCGAGGUGGACACUUUUGCGCGGACGGAUGAGACGUUGCUACAGGCCUCCACAUUGCCUGUAAAAUCGGAUGCCGCAUCGAUAGCAGACGUUUAUACAACUUACAAUGGACGAGAACCCACUGCGUCAACAUUUCAAUUAGCAACUGGGGCGCCAGGGAGCAUCAAGGUGGAGGGUGGCAAUGUGGACCCUACACUUUCUUCUUCGCCGCCUCCUUCUACACGGACGACCGCACAAGAUAUGCUGCUCUCGUCUAUCUUCAGCAGUUACGCAGAUAACCGCAACAACUACCGGACUAAUAUGCCCAAUUCGUUCCUGACGUUCUUCCAUGCGGUCGCGCAUUAUUCAUCAGCCGAUAUCCUCCUCAGGGUAGUCAAAUGUCUAGAGGACUGGAGCCAAGGCACGAGUUUGGCUCCGCCAACGGGGUCAAGUCUAGCGAACUAUGGCGAUGGACUGAUCCGUUUCAAUAGUCAGCAUGACAGCCUACGCAAUGAGGGUACCCUGGAUGCCCAGCAGGAGAAUGGAAUUAAUCCCUUGGAGAAUGGCCAGGUCAAGAUGAAGAAGAACCAGAGUGUCCGUACCGAUGUCCAGCUGCUAUUUAUCUGUGCUCUGAUCGGUCCCCUGGUACACCGCUUUGAGAAAGUUCAGAUUGGUGGCGCGACAGGACAUUUCUUGGUAGUACUAGUUGAGUUAUUAGCGUUGGUUGUGACCUCGAUGGACGCUGCUGCACGACCGGGAUUGAGCACACUCGAACAAGUCAUCGAUUUUAUCAACCAUGUACGCGCGCAUAUACCAAAGAGCCCGGACGCGAGCCCUCGACGGAUGGUGCAGGCGUUAAAGGACAUACCCCCAUGGCUCACAGGGCGUCUCGGUAGCAUCGUCUAGAUGUCCUUAGUUUAUUAUCUAUUUACUUCAUAUCCCUGCACUCGUUAAAGUAAAGCGACAGGCUCAAAUUUAAAACGCGG
This is a messenger RNA of Gamsiella multidivaricata, 5224 nucleotides long. Its product is annotated as mediator complex subunit 23-domain-containing protein. The record is from RefSeq and is a predicted model, not a curated record. Gene Ontology annotation, biological process: regulation of transcription by RNA polymerase II; positive regulation of gene expression. The transcript has 8 exons. Gene Ontology annotation, cellular component: transcription regulator complex; mediator complex. The coding region runs from base 336 to 5144 and encodes 1602 amino acids. NCBI's taxonomy places the organism in Eukaryota, Fungi, Mortierellomycota, Mortierellomycetes, Mortierellales, Mortierellaceae.